Molecule: messenger RNA, 942 nt
Organism: Orycteropus afer afer
Lineage: Eukaryota; Metazoa; Chordata; Mammalia; Tubulidentata; Orycteropodidae
Product: olfactory receptor 1F1-like
Biological process (GO): G protein-coupled receptor signaling pathway
Cellular component (GO): membrane
Molecular function (GO): olfactory receptor activity; G protein-coupled receptor activity
Source: RefSeq, a predicted model, not a curated record
AUGAGAGGAGAAAACCAGUCGAGCGUCUCCGGGUUCCUCCUCCUGGGGCUCUCCAGGCAGCCCCAGCAGCAGCAGCUCCUCUUCGUGCUCUUCCUGAGCAUGUACCUGGCCACGGUCCUGGGCAACGUGCUCAUCCUCCUGGCCAUCAGCACAGACUCCCGCCUGCACACCCCCAUGUACUUCUUCCUCAGCAACCUGUCCUUCGUGGACGUCUGCUUCUCCUCCACCAUUGUCCUCAAGAUGCUGCAAAACCAUGUAGUUGGGAGUCAGGCCAUCUUCUUCUCAGCAUGUCUGACCCAGCUGUAUUUUGUCAUUGUGUUUGCCUACAUGGACAACUUCCUCCUGGCCGUGAUGUCCUAUGACCGCUUUGUGGCUGUGUGUCACCCCUUACACUACACAACAAAGAUGACCCCUCAGCUCUGUGUCCUCUUCGUUGCUGGGUGCUUGGUCAUUGCCAAUCUGCCUGCUCUGUUGCACACCCUGCUGACGGCUCAACUCUCAUUCUGUGCAGACAACACGAUCGCCCACUUCUUCUGUGAUGUGCUUCCUCUCCUGAAACUCUCCUGUUCUGACACGUACAUCAAUGACAUGCUGAUUCUUCUUGUAGCAGGGCUGUUAAUGAUCGCACCAUUCAUCUGCAUCCUCAUCUCCUACAUCUUUAUUGCCUGUGCAGUCCUGAGAGUCCCAUCCACAAAGGGGAAAUGGAAGGCCUUCUCCACCUGUGGCUCCCACCUGGCUGUGGUUUCCCUCUUCUAUGGCACCAUCAUUGCUGUGUAUUUCAACCCUUCAUCCACCCACUCAGCUGAGACAGACACCGCAGCUACUGUGUUAUACACAGUGGUGACCUCCAUGAUGAACCCGUUCAUCUACAGCCUCAGGAACAAGGACUUGAAAGGGGCUCUACGAACACUGAUCGGCAGAAAGAGGUUUUCUACCCGAUGA